AUGACUGGACGUCGUAGACAAACCGGUAAUUGUGGCGAACGACAGCAUUUGUUGUGUGCUUAUAAAUUUUCCAAUGCUGAAGAUUCUAUUUUCUUAAUUCUUUUGUAUUUUAAGGAAUGUCAAUAUCACAUCACAGACCAAAGAAUUAGUUUGAUUUUUUAUAAUAACCGUGUGGAAAUAACCAGAAAAAAUUUAAAACAGGAUUUUGGGGCACUUAACAAAACUUUCCUUACAAUCUGGAAAACUUGUCGACUGGAAUCAAUCUCGGAGAUGGAUCAUGUUAUACUCAUAAAACUAUUAGGCAAUUCCUUGCAGUGA
Brugia pahangi is the source of this 318-nucleotide messenger RNA. NCBI's taxonomy places the organism in Eukaryota, Metazoa, Nematoda, Chromadorea, Rhabditida, Onchocercidae. The record is from the annotation of a GenBank genome assembly.